Molecule: messenger RNA, 237 nt
Organism: Zasmidium cellare ATCC 36951
Lineage: Eukaryota; Fungi; Ascomycota; Dothideomycetes; Mycosphaerellales; Mycosphaerellaceae
Exons: 2
Coding region: 1-237 (78 amino acids)
Source: RefSeq, a predicted model, not a curated record
AUGCAACUCCAAAAUAGCCAGAUACUUUCCGCGCUCAUGGCCAUAGCUGUCGUCGCAACCAACGCACAGCAUUGCCAGGUUUCAGGCUUUACCAACUGCACCGCAGCUCAAGUCCAAAAGAUCAACAACACCGUUGCGGGAAUCGACUCUUCCACGUCUUUUGAUGUCCCGGUCAAUCAAACAUGCUACGUCACGACGUAUGAGGACUGCAAGCUUGCAAUCGACAACUACGAGUGA